This is a messenger RNA of Armigeres subalbatus, 1023 nucleotides long. RefSeq lists its product as uncharacterized. The transcript is spliced from 3 exons. The record is from RefSeq and is a predicted model, not a curated record. Lineage: Eukaryota; Metazoa; Arthropoda; Insecta; Diptera; Culicidae. The coding region runs from base 1 to 1023 and encodes 340 amino acids. Gene Ontology annotation, molecular function: nucleic acid binding.
AUGAUGCAAAUACUGAUCGAUUCCGGUAGUAAUAAAAACAUAAUUGAUGGUGAAACAUGGAAACGGUUGAAAGCGCAAGGCGUGGUCAUUAAAAAUUCAACUACGAAUGUGGAUCAUCAGUUCCGUGGCUAUGGAAUGGAGGCAAAACCAAUGAAAGUGCUGGGUAUGUUUGAUUCCACGGUCGUGAUAGAGGUUGAUAAUAGUCAGCCGAUUAGUAGUGAGGCUCGCUUCUAUGUAGUUGAUAACGGAAAUCAACCACUUCUUGGAAAAGAAACUGCAAAAGAGUUGAAUGUUUUGCGCCUGGGUCUACCUAAGCAAGAAGCUAGUAUUCGUAAGAAUGGAGAAGUAGAACAUCAAAAUCGUUCACUCUUGAAAAGACUACAAAUUAGUUGUGCUCUAAAGCGAAAUUGGCGUAAGGAUUUGGAUGACUAUUUAAUGAUGUAUUACUCAACUCCGCAUUCAACUACUGGGAAAACUCCUACAGAGCUUCUAACUGGUCGGACUAUUAGAACCAAAAUACCGUCAUUGAAGGAUAUAGAAACAGCUCCAUCAAGUGAAGACUUUCGAGAUCGUGAUUGGAUUCAAAAGUAUCGGUCUGUUGAUCGGGAGAAUGCUAAUCGGCAUGCUAAAGCAUCGAGAAUUGAGUUAGGAGAUACGGUUCUUAUGCAAAAUCUUACUCCUGGGAAUAAGUUAAGUACGACAUACGGACAGGCAGAAUACACAGUUCUUGAUAAAGAAGGAUCUCAUGUGACUAUUCAGAGCGAUGCGACAGGAAAGACUUUCCAGAGGAAUACAGCUCAUUUGAAAAAAAUUGAUCAACCAAUUGAAGGUGAGGUUGGUGAAUGUUCGGGUGUCAUUCCAGCACAACAGAUCCCGCCCACGCUUCAAUCAAUGGUCCAGGGUCAUCCAUCGAUUGACGAUACAACCCAUUCGUUGGAAGUGAACGAUAGCCAGACCAGACCAAAGCGUACCACCCGUAGACCAAUGAAAUAUGAUGACUACGUCGAGGAAUAUAUUGAAUAG